Molecule: messenger RNA, 988 nt
Organism: Drosophila serrata
Lineage: Eukaryota; Metazoa; Arthropoda; Insecta; Diptera; Drosophilidae
Gene: cyp33
Product: peptidylprolyl isomerase cyclophilin-33
Biological process (GO): protein folding; protein peptidyl-prolyl isomerization
Cellular component (GO): mitochondrion; cytoplasm
Molecular function (GO): RNA binding; cyclosporin A binding; peptidyl-prolyl cis-trans isomerase activity
Source: RefSeq, a predicted model, not a curated record
CAAACGGGCACACUUCCAGAAUUAAACAAAAUAAUAAAAAUAAUUAAAUUUAACCAUUUUUCACCAUGUCAAAUGAUAAGCGGACGGUGUACGUGGGCGGCUUGGCAGACGAGGUCACAGAAAGACUGCUCAACAAUGCCUUCAUACCCUUUGGGGACAUAGCGGACAUCCAGAUGCCGGUGGACUACGAGUCCCAGCGUCAUAGAGGAUUUGCCUUCAUUGAGUACGAACAGGGUGAAGAUGCGGCUUCCGCGAUAGAUAACAUGAACGAUUCCGAGUUGUGUGGCCGCACGAUUCGCGUUAACUUGGCCAAACCCGUGCGCGUGAAGGAGGACAGUUUCAAGCCCGUUUGGGCGGACGAUGACUGGUUGCAGAAGCACGCCGGCGCUACACUUCAGGCCGAAGGUGACGCAGAGACGGAGAAGGUGGAAGAAACACCCUCCACCGGCCCGGCGGUCAUUGAAAAGGCGGAAAAGCGAAACCCACAGGUGUUCUUCGACGUGCGAAUUGGCGGCAACGACGCGGGUCGCAUAGUGAUGCUGCUUCGUGCAGAUGUGGUUCCGAAAACAGCCGAGAACUUCCGGCAACUGUGCACACAUGAGCAGGGCUACGGGUAUAAGGGCUGCUCCUUCCACCGCGUGAUUCCGGAAUUUAUGUGUCAAGGAGGCGAUUUUACGAAUAACAAUGGCACUGGCGGUAAAUCAAUCUAUGAAAAGUUCAACGACGAGAACUUCAACCUUAAGCACAACAGCUUCGGGACUUUGUCCAUGGCCAACUCGGGAGCCAACACAAACGGAUCGCAGUUCUUUAUAUGCACCACAAAAACUGACUGGCUGGACAACAAGCAUGUGGUCUUCGGUCAUGUCAUCAGUGGUGCCGAGGUUGUACGUAAGAUGGAGCGUUGUGGCACAAAAACAGGAACGCCCAACCAGAAGAUCGUUAUUUACGCGUGCGGAGAACUUAAAUAAAGCUAGGAUUGUACAAAAGA